Messenger RNA from Capsicum annuum, 555 nucleotides. RefSeq lists its product as uncharacterized. Lineage: Eukaryota; Viridiplantae; Streptophyta; Magnoliopsida; Solanales; Solanaceae. The record is from RefSeq and is a predicted model, not a curated record. The coding region runs from base 1 to 555 and encodes 184 amino acids. The transcript is spliced from 2 exons.
AUGAAAGUAGCUUCCAAGAGAAAUGUCAUAAUUGAUGCUCUUAGUAGAGUUGUGCACUUAAUAUGGCCUAUAAAUAUUUUUCAAGGAGUUCAACAGAUAGAUUUUGCCGUUAAAUUAUCUCCUGCAGAAUCUCCAGUGGUUCACCAUGUGCAGAGAAAGGAAGAAGAAGCUAAAGGAAUGAGCCUCAUAAACAACAUAUUUGAUGGUACCAAUUAUGGCAACUGGAAAAGAGGAGUCUUGAUAUCAUUGUCACCCAAAAACAAAGUAAGCUUCAUAAAUGGAACUUGUAAACCACCAAGAAAGGAUUCAACAAUGUUUGCUCAGUGGAUUCAUUGUAAUGACAUGGUCCUCUCUUGGCUAUUGAACUCCUUAAGCAGAGAAAUAGCUGAGAGUGUUAUCUAUUCAUCGGCUGUUGUAGAUCUGUGGAACGAGUUGGAAGAGCGAUAUGGACAAGUCGAUGGAACCAAGCUAUUUCAUCUUCAAAGAGAGCUAAACAUCAUUACUCAAGGAUCUAGUGAUGUAGCGUCCUACUUCACUAAAUUGAAGAGGAUCUGA